Molecule: messenger RNA, 453 nt
Organism: Maudiozyma saulgeensis
Lineage: Eukaryota; Fungi; Ascomycota; Saccharomycetes; Saccharomycetales; Saccharomycetaceae
Source: the annotation of a GenBank genome assembly
AUGGGUAAGAGAAAGAAAUCGUCUAGAGGUCCAGCUAAGAAACAAGUUCAAAAAUUAGAUACCAAAUUUAAUUGUUUGUUUUGUAAUCAUGAAAAUUCAGUAUCAUGUAAGCUGGAUAAAAGAAAUAGUAUCGGAUCCUUAAAUUGUAAAAUUUGUGGACAAAGUUUUCAAACACGUAUAAAUGCAUUAUCACAACCUGUAGAUGUGUAUAGUGAUUGGUUUGAUGCAGUAGAAGAGGUUAAUCAAGGUAAAGCAAGUGACUCCGAAGAAGAUGAAGGCUCCAGUAGUGAUUAUGAGAGUGAAUCUGAUGGAGGUGAGACCACUGGUAGAAGUAAUGCAGGUGGUAGAGUAGUAGAUGACGAUGAUGAUGACGAUGACGAUGACGAAGCGGAAUAUGGCGAAGAAAGAAGUAAAAGAGGUGCCGGUGCUCUUCUAGAUAGCGAUGACGAAUAA